CUUUAAAGUAUUUCUGUUUGAUUUCUUUCAGCAGCCCAACUAAACGUGCGCUUUGAUAUUUGGGAACAAGGGAACAUCAGCCCCUUACAGCUGAGUGAUAAACUGCAAGGGGCGCUGCGCCAUGCACUCUGUGAUGCCAUCAUGGAACUUAGAGUCCUGCGAAAUCCUCUUUGCCUUGGUGUCACAGCAAGCUCAGACAGAGGUCAGAGAGAAGGAACUAAAGGACAAGAGACAUCUUUGUCUGAGGUGAAAGAAAAGAAGGACAGCCCCAGGCAACGUAGUGGCUCACGGAUCUUUAAAAGCGGCCCUUCUCCAAUCACCUUAAUCCAUUCAGCAGGUGUCAACCCGGUGAUGGGGACCAGCACACCAGAAUCUACUACUCCUACUAAUAAAAGCUCACGCCGGAGCUUUUGGGAUAUUCUGAGUAAACCCGACUCAGCAGAGCUUGGGAGCCCCAAGACAACUGAUGACAUUGUUCAAGAAAAGGGAGAAGAGGGCAGAGCAGCACGACGAAGACACAAGACGGAGAACGUAAAGCAGCAGUGGAGUCAGGAGAGAGCUGUGGCUGUGGAGCUUGAGCAAGCUCAAAGGAGGCAGGUGUCUCAGUUGGAGGAGGGAGAUGCAGGCACUUUACACCCUGUCUACCAAGAUACUUGUCAGUCAUGGAUCACAUUUAUGGCCAGACUUGGCUGCCCCUCCAUCCAACAUUGCACGACUGAAAUUGCAUCCAACUUCCUGCUGCCUUCCAUUUUGACAGAGGUCGUCAAUUUGGUCAGUUCUUUGGCCAGUGACACAACAGUAAAAUCAUUUGAAAGGAUGAGCUGCCCCAGCGGAGAUGUGUUUUUUCCAUUCCCUCUUGUCCAGCACCGCAGCCACCCUCCUGACGCUAAAAGAAGCUUCAUUCUCAUUGGGCGAAAUUUCUACCAGUGGCACUGCUGCACAGAGCAAGAAGACAGUUCAGAUGAGGAAAGCUCCCCAGGGCUAAAUAGGUUCACACCUCACAAGGGCUUCCAGCGGUUUGAGGCUCUGGAGCAGACUGACCUGAUAACUCCUGGCCAUCCUGAAGCAGGACAAGCUCCCCGACAGAGAUUCCUAUUCAUCAGCAUUGCAGAGAAAAAGGUGACUCUGUACAGUUAUAACUGGUCUGUGGACCUGGGUGCAUCUCUGAACCGUGACCUGGUACGCCUUGUGAAAUGGCAGAAUGCGAGGGCUCAUGUUGUUCACUGCCUGUUCAGCCAAAAGAUGGGCCUCUUCCACCACUAUUGCUUCUCUGACCCACCUCUUCAGGAACUGGACUCCAAGCUGGAUCCUAACCCAUUCCUUAGCCCUUCAAUGGAGCCUGAUGCCUUGCUUCGUAGUGCAGUUGCCCCUUUGCCCAGCAAGGAGCAGGGGAGGCUAGGAGGUUCAGGCCGAAGUCUUGCUCCACUCCAUUUCCCCUCUGAGCUACUUCCCUUCGAUGAAGCUCUGAGAGAUGUCUGCACUAUCCGACCCUUGACAGAAGGAGAUGUAGUGGUUCGACAUAGUAACCAGCUCUUGGAGAUGAAGACCGCUGAGCGCAGAGAAAUGGAGAAGCAGAUGAAGAUUGAAAACUUGUUUGUCACUUGGCAGCAGAGAUCAGCACAGUCUAACAUGCCCAUAUCUGGAACAGAUUUGGAGACUCUGAAGCAGUCAUCAAGGCUUGUCCACUACUGUGCCACCCCACUUCUCUUUGACCCCAGCUUCCGUAAGCGAAUUCAAGAGGAACCAACUCAGACUAUUGUAAAGAAAAGGCAUCGCUCCAGUGACUCCACAUCGUCGGGUCGAGACCGAAGCUACAGCACCGAUUCAGCCGACAUGCUUCCAAGCCGAAUAAAAGAGGAGCCAUGGCUGCUUGAGAUUUCUAACAACUUCCUUCAGCAGUACAUCCAGUACCUGCAGAGCAUGGGCUUCAUUCUAGUCCAGGUCCGGCCUCCAUCCCCCGCUCGCAGUAUUGCCAGAGCGCGUGCCGCCAUGCUGAGCUCCGUGUCGUUGGAAGGAAGGAUGUCCUUUUCUUAUGUCAAGCAGAAGAGUGAAGACAACCCUAAGACUUCAGGAUCUGGCACGACUUCAUAUCACCUCCAGAGAGCGCUGCCGGGUGGGAUCGUGUUGAUGGAACUGGCUUUUCAGGGGUGUUACUUUUGUGUAAAGCAGUAUGCACUGGAAUGUUCCCGCAUCCCCAUGGGCCAAACGGUCAACUCCCAGGGCACCCACCUCAACAAACUUCGUUGCAAGCCGUUUCCAGAUGCCUCACCAAUAUGUGACUGUGCGCUGUCCAUGCUCUUCACUGAGGAGUGUGAUAAGGUGCGGGACCUGAUGCACGUCCACUCCUUCAGCUAUGACUUUCACCUGCGUGUGGCUCACCAGUACUUGGUUGGAUGCCACAUGACACUUCGCCAGGGCUACCAGCUUACGGACUUUCUUGAUGACUUCAUCUGCCAUUACCCAGAUAUUCCCAAGUUUGGCCGCAAUCACAUCUUUCAAGGAAGCUUUUCAGUCUCCACGGGAAUAAUAACAGCUCACCAGCUCUACAACUAUAUCACUGACCACACCAGCUCUUACGGCAUGAAGCCUCUCCGCAUGUCAAAGACUGCAGUUGCUACUGACAACAAGAAAGGAAUGGCUGACCUCCAUGAAUAUGCACUGGUGGCUCUGUGGAACAGUUCGGGCUCCUACAAGGACCUGGAGGGCCUCCACCACCAUGAUGACUUUGACGUGUCUCUGGUAGUGUGCCACAAUGCUGUUCCAUUUGAGGAGCAGUCAGAUGGGGAGAGGCAUUUGCUAAGGUUGCGAUUCUAUGUAAUCAUGACAAGUCAAAGGGAGCUCUUCCCCCAUCUCACCGCUGAUAUGCGCCGCUUCAAGAAGCUCCCUCAGAUUUACCGUGAUCCAAAUGAGCAGGGUAGUCGGCUCCCCCGCGAUCGAGCAGAGAGCACCGGGUCAAGUGGAGAUGGCCAUGAUCUGUGGGAGGAAAAGUCAUCUGAAGCUGCCACUAUCUCAGCCCCUAGUGAUGGCAAUGAAUUUUAUCCUCUGACAGGAGGUGGGCCAGGGUGUCAGGGGCUGGUCUACAGCUCCCCUCUAUUCCCUUUGCUCAACAAUGAGGUGGCUCUGGCUCGCAAACAGAUCCAAGCCAGUGUGGAGCAGGCCAUGGGUCACUGCCGCCGGGAUAACCUGUGGAGGAGGCUGUUCCAUGGAGAUCAUGUGUCCCUGGACAAAUUAAAGCUGGCCAAGCUGUCAUUCACAGAACUGGAGGAGCUGCUGCAGGCUGUUCAGAGCCAUUCAGUGGGGGACAUUGACCCACAGCUGGAUUAUUUCCUAACCAUGAGUCCAGCAUGGUACCAAAGUCUGAUUAAGGUUCUACUCAGUCGAUUCCCUCAGAGCUGCAGACACUUUGAUGAUAAUGGCGUCCAGUAUCUGGCCGUCCUUAACCAGAAGUUCACAGAUUGUUUUGUUUUGGUUUUUCUGGACACCCAAGCAGGAAAAACUAGCUUAAAGGUUGUAUUUCGGGAACCACUGCCGUCCCAGCCUCAGGCCAGCAGCAGUCCACCUCCUCAGCUGGUGUCUAUGUACCACCAUCUGGAAUCUGUCAUCAACACUGCCUGCUAUAACCUCUGGACAGGACUAUUAUAAAACUGACAGCAAAAUUCAUGCGCAUAAGUACUUUAUGACAUCAUUCAUAUAUUCUAUUAUGCCAAGAAAUGUUAGGAAAUAUCAGAAAAAUGUGUGUACCUAAAGCCCUACUGCCAUAUUGGUGCCGUGAAGUGCCUUUAUCUGUUUUUCUUCUUCUGUUCUUCUAAAUGUGUAGAGGGCAUAAUCAAUUGGUUUUGCGUAAUUAAACCUAAUGUAAUGAGUAGGUUUACAAAGCUCUAAUCAGUGAGGUAAGAAAAUAUCAGCAUUAGCUUCAGUGACAAGUCGAGUUAUCAGUGAUUUUUCUGUAGUCUGUGAGAAGGAAUGAGUGUGACCUGGUACUCAUCUUACAGUUUCAAGGCUAAGAUGAAGCUAACCAUAAGUAAGAAGGUUACCUGACACACUGACCAGUGGGGAAGCAAACAGACCCCAGGAUGACAUUCUCUGCUCUGCCUGAGUCUGUAAAAAUGUACUGCUGUCACAUUUGUCAUGAGAACCUCACUGUAAUCUAAGCACUGCACUAACUCAUUCAUGUAUAUUGUGUUUAGGUUCAACACAUUAUAAAGAAUUGUAAAAAGGUGAAUUUAGCAAGACAGUGAAGUAAGUGGUAUCUGAACUGGAGAACAUUCUGUAGUUGGUUAUUGUUAAUAAAAUAAAAGAUUUAGCUUCUAAAAA
Molecule: messenger RNA, 4314 nt
Organism: Poecilia latipinna (sailfin molly)
Lineage: Eukaryota; Metazoa; Chordata; Actinopteri; Cyprinodontiformes; Poeciliidae
Product: SZT2 subunit of KICSTOR complex
Exons: 24
Coding region: 142-3642 (1166 amino acids)
Cellular component (GO): peroxisome
Source: RefSeq, a predicted model, not a curated record